This is a messenger RNA of Helianthus annuus (common sunflower), 1355 nucleotides long. RefSeq names its product growth-regulating factor 8. The coding region runs from base 265 to 1239 and encodes 324 amino acids. Gene Ontology annotation, cellular component: nucleus. NCBI's taxonomy places the organism in Eukaryota, Viridiplantae, Streptophyta, Magnoliopsida, Asterales, Asteraceae. Gene Ontology annotation, biological process: DNA-templated transcription; developmental process; regulation of DNA-templated transcription. The record is from RefSeq and is a predicted model, not a curated record. The transcript is spliced from 3 exons. Gene Ontology annotation, molecular function: ATP binding.
AAUCACGAAACAAAACUCAACUACGUUCUUAUCUUAUUUUGUGUAGGACGAAGACGAUUGAGAUGGGUAUCGAUCCACGUUUUUAUUGAAAAGGGUAAGAGGGGACCGUAUUUUGGACUUUGUGUUUGUUUGUACCUUUCUCCCUCUUCUCUAACACUCCCGAAUGUUGUAACCUUAACAACAAGCAAGCACUCACCUCUUCAUAUUUAUAACCAUUUCUUCUUGUGUUUGUUCUCCAUUUUGGGUUUCUAAUUUCAUCAAAAAAUGGGUGAUGGAAAUGGUGCUAGAGUCACCAACUGUGAUGUUGGGUUGGGAAUCAACUUUGUGUCAUCUUGUAAAAAGAAUGGUGGGGUUAUGGGGGUUUCUGGGAAAGUGCUUUUUACUGCAACUCAGUGGGAAGAACUUGAGAGACAGAAGAAGAUCUAUAUGUAUAUUAUGGCUUGUAUACCUGUGCCUCCUCAGCUUCUCUCACCUUUAUCUGUUCAAUCCAACAGGGUGAGCACAGGUUUGAAAUUCUCUAACGGGUCGGAUCCAGAGCCAUGGAGGUGUAGAAGAACAGACGGAAAGAAAUGGAGAUGUGCCAAGGAUGUGGCUCCGGACCAGAAAUACUGCGAGCGACACGCCCACAAGACCCGAUCCCGUUCAAGAAAGCCUGUGGAAACCCAAUCGCAGAACCUCACAAUCUCUGCCGCACAUCAACAAACCAGGUUCAUGAAGAACAGUAGCAUCCCCGUCUCGCAAUCGAACAACAACCAAUUUCAGUUACCGUUGCAGUCAUCAAGCGUAGGAUCAAGAAACGACCAUAUUUCCAAACAAGAUUUCAAGGGAGUUCAACCGCAAAAUUCCUACUUAGACCGCGAUAAUCAUUAUUUAAACACUAGUGGUACGGAUUGGUCAAGAAUCGCGAGUGGGGACGAAUGUUCACUUACGUUAUCAACGCAAUCUGGUGCGAACGAAGUUGAGUUUGAUGAUGAGAGUUUUCAAAUGGCGGUUGGAAUGUUGCGUGGUGAUAGAGAUGUUUACAAACCAAACCACCAGCGGCUGAACCAAGCUUCUUGGGGGGGUUCGGGUGUGACACCUGGCGGGCCGUUAGGUGAAGCGUUGUGUCUUGGGAUAGCUAGUACUCAAAAUGAUCCGUAUUCUCAGGGGUAUAGUUACAGCACGACUACCAGCAGCUCGUGUGAAGGCGGGAGUAGUCAUGGGCUUGAUUUCGAUUUUGUGAACCAACGCGAUGAUUGAGGUUUUAGGGUUGUUUUGUGUUUUGUAGGAUGAUUCUACAGAAAAUCAGUGAUAAUGUAGGAGUCCAGUUUUACCUGAUAAUGCCAGCAAUGUGAUCCAACAAACUUGUUCAAACA